GCUAUUCAAAAAAGCAAAUAAUAUCAACAAAAAACUAAAUGUAUAAAUACAAAUGAAAUAAUCAAAACAAUACGCAGAGUUCCAAAAGAAUAAAAUUGUUAUCAGUAAUAUUGGAAAAUUAUCAAAAAUUAUUUAAUCUUUAUUUUAAAAUUAAAAAACUUUUCAAAGUUCAUUCGUUUAGAACGUAGAUAAAAAAAAAUUUUAUGUGUAAAUUAAAGCAAAACAAAGAAAGAUGAAAUUUACAUAUUUUUUUCUAUUGAAUGUGAUAUUUUUACUCAUAAGCCAAGUAAAGGCGAAUAUUUUAAAUAAAAUAUAUCAUUAUCAACCAGAACAAAUCCAUAUAGCUUUUGGAGAAAAUAGUAACGAAAUUGUUGUCAUAUGGUCUACACUAGAUGCAACAAAUGAAUCAAUUGUUGAAUAUGGUUUGGAUGGUAAUACUUUAGCUGAAACAGGAACUGAAACUUUAUUUGUUGAUGGAGGAAACAAAAAACGAUCUCAAUAUAUUCAUAAAGUAAUACUCAAAAAUUUGAUUUCGGACGCAAAAUAUUGGUAUCACUGUGGAAGUAAUCUAGGAUGGUCAGCAGAAUUUUGGUUCAGAACACCAAAACAUGAUAAUAACUGGUCGCCUCGUUUAGCUAUUUUUGGAGAUAUGGGCAAUGAAAAUGCACAGUCUUUGGCAAGGUUGCAGGAGGAUACUCAAAACAAUAUGUACGAUGCUAUUAUACAUGUAGGAGAUUUUGCCUAUGAUAUGGAUUCGAAAAAUUCGAAGAUUGGUGAUGAAUUUAUGCGACAAAUUGAAACAAUUGCGGCGUAUGUUCCCUAUAUGGUUUGUCCAGGAAAUCAUGAAGAAAAAUAUAAUUUCUCUAAUUAUCGUGCUCGAUUCAGUAUGCCAAACGGGGCUGAAAGUUUGUUUUAUAGUUUUGAUCUUGGGCCAGUUCAUUUUAUAAGUUUUUCAACAGAAGUUUACUAUUUUUUAAAUUAUGGAAUUAAAUCAUUAGUGAAUCAAUAUGAGUGGUUAGAAAAGGAUUUGGCAGAGGCAUCAAAACCAGAAAAUCGUAAGCUACGUCCUUGGAUUAUUACUUAUGGCCAUAGACCAAUGUAUUGCUCAAAUGGCCAUGGAAAUGAUUGUACUAAAUUUGAAACAUUAAUUAGAGUAGGACUUCCAUUUACACACUUUUUUGGUUUAGAAAGUUUAUUUUACAAAUAUGGAGUUGAUGUUGAAAUUUGGGCUCAUGAACACAGUUAUGAAAGACUUUGGCCAAUUUAUGAUUAUAAAGUAUAUAAUGGUAGUCUUGAAAACCCAUACACCAAUCCAGGGGCCCCAGUCCAUAUUACAACUGGAUCUGCUGGCUGUAAAGAAGGUAGAACACCAUUUCCAAAUGAAAUUCCUGAAUGGAGUGCAUUUCAGAGUCAAGAUUAUGGUUAUACGAGAAUGAAGGCCUUCAAUAAUACUCACUUAUUUUUUGAGCAAGUAUCUGAUGAUAAGAACGGUGCAAUAAUUGAUUCAUUUUGGAUAAUUAAGAACAAUCACGGAAAAUAUAAUGUAUCCGAAUAAAAUGAAAUUACACGAAAUAGAAAUUAAAAAUUGUUUUUAUAAAUAAUGUAGUUGGCAAAUAUGAAACUCAUUUUUUUAAUUACAUUCAUUAUUAUAACGAAUAAAUCCCGGAAAAAUUGAUAUUAUUUCAAAAUAUAAUUUUAACUUAAAGCAUUA
Messenger RNA from Condylostylus longicornis, 1711 nucleotides. Its product is annotated as acid phosphatase type 7-like. The record is from RefSeq and is a predicted model, not a curated record. Gene Ontology annotation, molecular function: metal ion binding; acid phosphatase activity. Lineage: Eukaryota; Metazoa; Arthropoda; Insecta; Diptera; Dolichopodidae. The transcript has 2 exons. The coding region runs from base 233 to 1555 and encodes 440 amino acids.